AUGGGAGAUAGAGGAGGAGGAACCCAUUAUAUACAGCAACCUCAACAAGCACGUCAUAGCGUACCUCGUUCGCCAUCUAUACAUUCGUUAUCCAAUUUCAUCACGCCCAACAACAACGACGACUAUGAUGAAAAGAAAGAUAAUAAUAGUAUUAUUCAUGUACCAUUGAAUACGGGUGACGAUGAUGAUGAUGAUGAUGAUGAUGAUGAUGAAGACUACGAUCCUAGUGAUGUGCCCAUGUAUUACGUGGGUGGUGGGAUGAGUAGUCGCACCUUGGUGGCACCUCCAGUACGAAGAGCAUCAUGGCGAGCUACCACAGGCACGUGCAAUACCGAUUCAAAGUAUUCCAUCAUAUCGGCACCUUCGAAAAUAUGCAGUAGCUCCACGCAUCAAUACAUAUUCACGCCCCCUUCUAUGAUCAGCCUUCCACAUACCGACAAACAAUCCGGGCUCACCACUCCCAUAGUUGCCACCACCACCACCACAAAAAAGAAACCAUCUCGACGUGGCGUAUGCAACACAAUGACCAUAUUGGCCGUGGUGCUCGUUGUAUUGUUUUUAUUUGCAGGAUAUCCAAUCACACUUCGCAUUGCCAAACAUCUCAAGGACGAUGAUGCAUGA
This is a messenger RNA of Lichtheimia ornata, 621 nucleotides long. RefSeq lists its product as uncharacterized. Lineage: Eukaryota; Fungi; Mucoromycota; Mucoromycetes; Mucorales; Lichtheimiaceae. The transcript has a single exon. The coding region runs from base 1 to 621 and encodes 206 amino acids. The record is from RefSeq and is a predicted model, not a curated record.